Messenger RNA from Phycodurus eques (leafy seadragon), 1967 nucleotides. It is a transcript of the gene ctsf, whose product is annotated as cathepsin F. Gene Ontology annotation, cellular component: lysosome. Gene Ontology annotation, molecular function: cysteine-type endopeptidase activity; cysteine-type endopeptidase inhibitor activity. NCBI's taxonomy places the organism in Eukaryota, Metazoa, Chordata, Actinopteri, Syngnathiformes, Syngnathidae. The record is from RefSeq and is a predicted model, not a curated record.
CCCACUCGCCGACUCCACUGCCUCCUCCCACAGAGCCGUCGCAGAUUUGUUUGGCAACAACUAAAUCUCACAGUCGGAACUCGUUUGUUUUUGUUUUGUUUUUUUGCGAACUGAAAGCGCGUCGUCCUCUUUCUUCUUCAGCCACAUCGGAGGCGACAUGGCGACUGGCUUUCAGGCCUUUGUGUGCGCGGCUUUGGUCGCGGUGCUCGGCGCUGGGCUCGGCGAGGACGUCGACGGCCCUCCCGGCUCCGCCGUCCGUGUGAGGGAGGCCGACCCCGGCUUGAGGAAGGCUCUGCGGUUCGCCGAGGAGCGCUACAACUCGGGCUCCAACGCGAUGCACCUCCGCAAAGUCAGCCGGCUCAUCUCCGCCACCAAACAGCUGGUUAAGGGAAUCCGCUACACUAUAACGGUGGAGAUGAGUAACACUCAGUGUAAGAAAUCCACGAUGCUCCGGACUUGCGACUUCUAUCCCGAGUUACGACAACUUAAGCCUGAGGUGUGUGUGUUUGAAAUCUGGGACAUACCCUGGCAGGCGACUUCAAAUCUGCUCAAACAGAAAUGCCAACCAAAAGCCGGACCGGAAGAAACAACUGCAGUUGAGGACGCUUCCCCUGACCAGCAUCCGGAGGGGUCUGUGGAGUUGGUGGGCCUUUUCAAAGACUUCAUGGUUCAACACAGUAAGGUGUAUGGCACCCAGGAGGAGACCGACCGCCGCUUGCAGAUCUUCCACGAGAACUUUAAGACCGCUGCAAAAAUCCAGUCUUUAGAUGAAGGAUCUGCCGAGUAUGGCAUCACCAAGUUCAGUGACCUCACUGAGGAAGAGUUUCGCUCGACAUACCUGAACCCGCUGCUGAGCCAGUGGACCCUCCAGCGACCAAUGAAAUUGGCCCCUUCGGCCCGAAGCCCCGCCCCUGCCAGCUGGGAUUGGCGAGAUCAUGGCGCCGUUAGCCCUGUUAAGAACCAGGGUAUGUGUGGAUCUUGCUGGGCAUUUUCAGUCACGGGGAACAUCGAAGGACAGUGGUUUCUGAAAAACGGAACUCUGCAGUCUCUGUCCGAGCAAGAGCUGGUUGACUGCGACGGGCUGGACCAGGCGUGCAGAGGCGGGUUGCCGUCCAAUGCCUACGAAGCAAUUGAGAAUCUCGGCGGCCUGGAGUCGGAGAGCGACUACUCCUACACCGGCCGCAAACAGAAGUGCGAGUUCGCCAGCAGGAAGGUCGCCGCAUACAUCAACAGCUCUGCGGAGCUGUCCAAAGAUGAAAAUGAAAUUGCAGCUUGGCUGGCUGAAAACGGCCCCAUCUCUGUAGCUCUGAAUGCUUUUGCCAUGCAGUUUUACAAGAAGGGUGUUUCCCACCCUUUCAAGAUCUUCUGUAACCCCUGGAUGAUCGACCACGCAGUGCUCCUGGUGGGCUACGGAGAUCGUCAGGGAAUUCCAUUCUGGGCCAUCAAAAACAGCUGGGGUGAGGAUUAUGGGGAGCAGGGUUACUACUACCUAUACAGGGGCUCCAAUGCAUGUGGGAUCAACAGGAUGGCCUCGUCUGCUGUUGUCGCCUAAAUCAAUGAAACUUGCACUUUCUUGCCGUUUCCCCUCGCGCAGAUGCGUAAAUGCCCUAUUGCGAUUGCAGACGCUUGAGCCGGACUUGCAUGACGCGUCCUCGUACCGUGAAACCAGCCUCGUUUUCCUUCAAACGCAUACCACGUCUACUAUCACUAGCUUCAAAAUAAUAUACUGAAAUUUUAAGUGAUUGUGCCGUCGAUUUAAUGUGCGCUUUUAAUUGUUUAAAUGUCAAGCAUUUGGUUUGAAGUCGUUUUCUCUGACGGUAACUGUCUAUAUGAGGCACUAGUCAUAGUUAGGCCACAUGUGCUAUGAAUUUUCUUACCAACGGUCAUCUGGCCAGAUUAGCCCAUUUUUGUUUACCUACUGUUACGUUUGUUAGAAGCUGAUAAGAAAUAAAUUCAAAUGAAUUGGA